UUCGAGGGGAGUUCAGCGCCGGGAGGGUGCGCGCAGCUUUAGCCUGCGACUGCUGUCAUGACGACCCAGGGGGGCCUGGUGGCCAACCGAGGCCGGCGGUUCAAGUGGGCCAUUGAGCUGAGCGGACCUGGAGGAGGCAGCAGGGGCCGCAGUGACCGGGGCAGUGGACAGGGAGACUCACUCUAUCCUGUCGGUUAUUUGGACAAGCAGGUGCCUGAUAGCAGCGUGCAAGAGACAGACCGGAUCCUGGUGGAGAAGCGCUGCUGGGACAUCGCCCUGGGUCCCCUCAAACAGAUUCCUAUGAACCUCUUCAUAAUGUACAUGGCAGGCAAUACCAUCUCCAUCUUCCCUACUAUGAUGGUGUGUAUGAUGGCCUGGCGACCCAUCCAAGCACUGAUGGCCAUUUCAGCCACUUUCAAGAUGCUGGAGAGUUCAAGUCAGAAAUUCCUUCAAGGAUUGGUCUAUCUCAUUGGAAACCUGAUGGGUUUGGCAUUGGCUGUUUACAAGUGCCAGUCCAUGGGACUGUUGCCUACACACGCAUCAGAUUGGCUAGCCUUUAUUGAGCCCCCUGAGAGAAUGGAGUUCAGUGGUGGAGGAUUACUUUUGUGAACCCAGUAAGCACCCGGUGUCCAUGUGUAUAGGCCUCGUUUGCAUGGGCCUCGUUUGCACUCUGCUUAAGCUCACAGCUCCUAAGUGUGCUCACUUAGAAUAAUCACGCAUGUUGAGAAGAACCAAAAAGUCUGCAGUUCUUUCAUGGUGAGAGACAGAUUCUACGAGGACAAUGUGCAGCGUGUUACAGCAGAAAAGAAACUAUAGCACAACUUGUGACUGAAAAUAAUGUAGAAAACUUUAUUUAUGUUCUCAGCACAGAGCAAAACAGACAAAACCAGACUAUGUAAACAAAAGAAUAGCAGCCGCUGAGUAGCAGCAUCUCCUUUCAAUAAAUUAAACGGUUGAGAACAAUGCUUUAAAAGUUUCUCAAGUU
Molecule: messenger RNA, 985 nt
Organism: Chionomys nivalis (European snow vole)
Lineage: Eukaryota; Metazoa; Chordata; Mammalia; Rodentia; Cricetidae
Product: ER membrane protein complex subunit 4-like
Exons: 1
Coding region: 58-609 (183 amino acids)
Biological process (GO): protein folding in endoplasmic reticulum
Cellular component (GO): EMC complex
Source: RefSeq, a predicted model, not a curated record